Messenger RNA from Peromyscus maniculatus bairdii (prairie deer mouse), 2115 nucleotides. NCBI's taxonomy places the organism in Eukaryota, Metazoa, Chordata, Mammalia, Rodentia, Cricetidae. The record is from RefSeq and is a predicted model, not a curated record.
GACGGACAGACUCUGGGCCUGGUGUGGGCUUUUGAAACCUCAAAGCUCACCCCCCCCCCCAGUGACACACUUCCUCCAACAAGGCCACACUUACUCAAACAAGGCCAUGGCGCCCAAUCCUUCUCCAGUACUGCCACUCUCUGAUGACUGAACAUUCAAAUACAUGAGCCUGUAUAGGCCAUUCUUAGUUAAGCCACCGUAUUCUGGAACUCAUUAUGUGACCAAAUGGCCUGGAAUUCAGAACAGUGCACCUGCUUCAGCCUUCCAAGUGCUAGAACUACAGCUGUGAACUACCAUGGCCCCUUCCCUCCUACUGUUCUUUAUCAUCUCCUUCGAUGCUCAGUUUUGAGAAGGGGGAGAAGGAAAAGAUGCAUUUCAUCUUCUCAGAUGAGGCUGUGCUUCUGUUUGAUUUCUGGAGAGUCCACAGUCCUACAGGCAUGGCCCUCUCAGUGCUGGUAGUCUUGCUCCUGGCUGUACUGUAUGAAGGCAUCAAGGUUGGCAAAGCCAAGUUGCUCCAUAAGACUCUGGAGAACCUGCCUAGUACCAGCAGCCAGCAGCUCAUCCCGGAACCAGACCAGGAUUCUACAGGCUCCGGAUCAACUCCAGCCAAUAGUACCCGCCUCAGGUGGUUUUUGUGUUACUUUGGCCAGUCCCUGGUCCAUGUCAUUCAGGUGGUCAUUGGCUACUUUGUGAUGCUGGCUGUAAUGUCCUACAACACCUGGAUUUUCCUCGGUGUGGUCCUGGGCUCGGCUGUGGGCUACUACCUAGCCUACCCACUUCUCAACAUGACUUAGUGGGCCAGACCUGCGUAGAUGCUGAGUGAGGGCUGAAGAGAACUGGGGCCUCUGCUCCAGGCAUUGCACUUCCAGAUGCUUUUUCUUACGAUGGCCACUGUCCACCUCUUUCCCAGUUCCUGGCAGCUUUGAGCUGAAGCCAGCGAACAGUCCCUGGAGCUUAGAGGUCAUUGGAGCUACCUCCCUUCCUAGCCCCGCCUACAUAGGGCCAGGCCUCCUGUGGUGCCUUAGGCAAGUAGCUGUGACCAAAGGGAACAUGGAAGAGACUGGAACCUGGAGCAAAGGUAGCCAGACCUGUGACUACAGAUCUCAGACUUCAAAUUAAAAUUUCCCAAAGAGCUUCAGUGAGGAAGGCCAUGGAACCUGGAUAUCCUCUUCUGCUUUGUGCCUUAAUGUCAGGGGCAUCUCCAGUCUUUGGGGACAGACUAUGCCAGCUCCUUCUCACCUUUUUGCCUUGGAACACAUAAAGACUGCCAUUGACAAAACAAGUUUUUCACUUGGACCCCCUGGUUGGCAAUUUUGUACAUUUAUACGAAACACAGUUUCUAAUGAACUCACCGUGUUCAUGAUGAUGGCAGUGUCUGCAGAGACCAGGCUCCCUUGCUUAGGGAGCCGAUACUGAUUCAAGGCAGAGCCAGGACGGUUAGCAAGGCUGCAGACUGUCUGCGGUGCAAAUGAGCUCUCCCCGUCCGACAGCCCCGCCUGCGGCAGGUCAGUCUCGUGACCAGGGCCACACCCCAUCCUGUGUGCACCACAGAGGACGGCAUUUCCUAACAGCCUGGCUGCCUCUCAUUUCUUACUUGCUAACUCCCAAUGACCUGGGAGGGAGGGAGCCAUGAGUCAGUCACUGAAGGACUGAUUCAGCAGGGGUGUGUUGCGGGGGCUGACUGAGGGUGCAAUAGAAGUACUGACUCGGCAGGGGUGUGACUGAGGGCGCAAUAGCACGCAAACCAAAGCCAGGUCAUGUUAAGCGGUAAGUGGACUCCAGGUAUUUGAGCCUUUUCACUUUACAGAAAAAAGUUAGAGACAGGAAUGGGGACACGUACAUGUAAUCCCAGUACCCGGGAGGCUGAGCCAAGGGAUUGUGGGUCUGAGGGCAGCCCAGGUUACAUACAGAGUUCCAGACUAGCCUGGAAUGAAACACACACACACACACACACACACACACACACACACACACACACACACACACACACGGCAGUCACUGCUACAUACCAUAGUGUCUAUGUUCAAGUACCUCAUGGGCUCAAUGAAAAGACGGUUUUAAGCUUUGGGAAUUAAAAACAAAUACACUUUAAUAAAUUUCUAUUUUUGAACAGUC